Cucurbitaria berberidis CBS 394.84 is the source of this 1730-nucleotide messenger RNA. RefSeq names its product FAD/NAD(P)-binding domain-containing protein. Gene Ontology annotation, molecular function: FAD binding; oxidoreductase activity. Gene Ontology annotation, biological process: ubiquinone biosynthetic process. NCBI's taxonomy places the organism in Eukaryota, Fungi, Ascomycota, Dothideomycetes, Pleosporales, Cucurbitariaceae. The transcript is spliced from 4 exons. Gene Ontology annotation, cellular component: mitochondrion. The record is from RefSeq and is a predicted model, not a curated record. Bases 379 to 1644 code for a protein of 421 amino acids.
ACACUUGCUCACCACCACCAAAAAAGUCCACAGCACCAGCGCUGCUUUCCUAGUGCUUUCCUAGUCCUCGUAUUCACGUUGGUCCUUCAUCUCGAUCUGAUGACUAACGUCAAUUUACUAAUGCAGUCACGUGAAGUGCUGCGACAGCCCUAAGCCGGUCCUCUGUACCGGCCGAUACCAUGUGGGGCAAUCCCGAGCUUCGUUUCCCCGCAUUGCUACACACAGCGGCUUGGAGAAGCAGUCCCACCCCCAGAAGGGGAACCAGUAGCCCCACCCCGUCAUGGCACAUUUGAACGAUGCUGUCCUCGGACUGAAUGAGUUGACGUUGACCAAGCACAAACCUUGCAAUACUCACCCAAGUAGUACAGGACCCGAACCAUGCCCAAUUUGAAACAUGUUGUUAUUGCCGGCGCUGGCCCCUCUGGCCUUUUGCUAGGCAUCCUGCUUGCACGUAACUUGGGCAUCAAAAUCACUAUCCUCGAUGCUGACACCAAGAUCAAUGGCAACCCCCGCGCUGCUCAUUAUGCGCCCUCGGCCGUCUAUGAUUUUCACCGCGCUGGCAUCAUCGAGGAUGUGCGCAAGGAAGGCAUGUCGCCCAAGGGCGUCUGCUGGCGGUUGCAAGAUACCACCUUCCUAGCGGGCAUGGGUCGGGAGCCAGAACAGACCGAGUAUUCCAUGGUAGUGCUACCUCUGGAUCGCCUGGGACCAUUGCUUGUAAGGCACUUGGAGAGCUACCCCAAUACCGAGAUACUGUGGGGUCACAAGCUCGUGGGUGUAGACCAAGAUGCAAGUGGAGCGACAGCCAUUGUUGAAACAUCAAGUGGGGAGUCAAAGAGGAUCACGGGCGAUUACCUAGUCGGCGCAGAUGGCGCGUCAAGUGGUGUACGAACCGCCUUGUUUGGGAAAGAGUACCCAGGCGAGACGUUGACCAAGCAAAUCGUGGCUACAAAUGUCUACCUCCCCUUCGACGAACGACAUGGCUACUGGGACUCCAACUUCAUCGUCCACCCCACUGACUGGUACAUGGCUGCAAAAAUCACAAACGAUGGCCUAUGGCGAGUCACGUAUGGCGACGAUGAUAACCUCUCCCGCGAAGAACUUAUCAAGCGACAGCCCCUUCGCUACGAGCAGAUUCUUCCCGGGAACCCAAAGCCAGAUGAGUACAAGCUGGUCAGCAUGAGCCCGUACAAGCUCCAGCAACGCUGCGCACCAAGCUUCAGAGUCGGGAAGAUUAUACUAGUAGCUGAUGCUGCCCAUCUCUGCAACCCAUUCGGCGGCAUGGGACUUACAGGCGGUUUCGCCGACGUCGGUUCCCUCUACGAUUGCUUCCUCGGCAUCCACCAAGACGAGCUCGACGAAGACAUCCUCGACAAGUACAGCGAGGAGCGCAUCAAAAUCUGGCGCGACAUGAUCGAUCCCAUGUCCAGAGAAAACUUUCACCGCCUCUGGGAUCCUGCGCACGAAGAGAAGCGCAAGGAAUUCUUCAAGAUGUGUGACAAGGCCAACGACGAUCCCGUUUGGGGCAAGUCGGUGGCAGAGUCGAUACAUGCGGUGCGCCAUGAUUUUACCCAGUACUUUAAGAGUAAGCAAAAUGGGGCCAAGACGAAUGGCAGCGCGACGAAUGGUACUGCGGUAGCAGCGUAGGUGUCGUGUGUGCAAUGUAUAUUUUUAGAUUAGACAAUGCGCGAAGAGUUCUAGUGUACACUCUCAUCCAAUUCUUUAAUUCGCUU